Cavia porcellus (domestic guinea pig) is the source of this 2754-nucleotide messenger RNA. It is a transcript of the gene Arfgap2, whose product is annotated as ADP ribosylation factor GTPase activating protein 2. The record is from RefSeq and is a predicted model, not a curated record. Gene Ontology annotation, molecular function: GTPase activator activity. Gene Ontology annotation, biological process: COPI coating of Golgi vesicle. The transcript has 17 exons. NCBI's taxonomy places the organism in Eukaryota, Metazoa, Chordata, Mammalia, Rodentia, Caviidae. Bases 118 to 1719 code for a protein of 533 amino acids.
CCAGAACCCGUCCAAAUCACCCCACCCAUCGGUUAGCUGGAUUAGCCCGUCCUCCCAGUCGCGGAUUGGCCUGCGACAGCACCCGUCGGUCGCAGUUGUGUCUGGGAAGGAGAGAAAAUGGCGGCGGAGCCGAGCAAGACUGAAAUCCAGACUCUUUUUAAGAGACUUCGCGCAAUUCCAACCAACAAGGCCUGUUUCGACUGCGGCGCCAAGAGUCCAAGCUGGGCCAGCAUCACGUAUGGUGUUUUUCUGUGUAUCGACUGCUCCGGGGUGCAUCGUUCUCUGGGGGUCCAUCUGAGCUUUAUCAGGUCCACAGAGUUGGAUUCCAACUGGAGCUGGUUCCAGCUGAGGUGUAUGCAGGUCGGCGGGAAUGCCAACGCGACAGCCUUUUUCCGUCAACACGGAUGCACAGCCAACGAUGCCAACACCAAAUAUAACAGCCGAGCUGCCCAGAUGUACCGGGAGAAGAUCCGGCAGCUGGGGAGUGCAGCCCUAGCUAGGCAUGGCACUGAUCUUUGGAUAGACAACAUGAGUAGUGUGCCUGGUCACUCCCCAGAGAAAAAGGACUCUGAUUUCUUCAGCGAACACACUCAGCCCCCUGCCUGGGAUGCAGCCACCACUGAGCCCUCAGGGACCCAGCAUCCAGCUCCAUCUAUAGAGAGCAAUAGCCUGGCACAACCAGAGCAGGGCCCCAACACCGACCUGCUUGGCUCUUCACACAAGGCCUCCCUGGAGUCCAUGUAUCUGUCAGCUGCAGGGGCUCCUCCUGCCCAAGAUCUGAAAAGCUCCAUCAUUGGCAAGAAGAAGCCGACAGCAGCCAAGAAAGGGCUGGGGGCCAAGAAAGGCCUAGGGGCCCAGAAGGUGAGCAACCAGAGCUUCAGCGAGAUUGAACGGCAGGCCCAGGUAGCCGAGAAGCUCCGAGAGCAGCAGGCAGCAGAUGCCAAGAAGCAGGCGGAGGAGUCCUUGGUCGCCUCCAUGCGCCUGGCCUACCAGGAGCUCCAGAUUGACAGGAAGAAGGAGGAAAAGAAGCUACAGAAUCUGGAAGGGAAGAAGCGGGAGCAGGCCGAGAGGCUGGGCAUGGGCCUGGUGUCUCGCAGCUCUGUCUCCCACUCCGUGCUGUCUGAGAUGCAAGUGAUCGAGCAGGAGACCCCAGUGACUGCAAAAUCCUCCCGCUCACAGCUGGACUUGUUUGAUGAUGUUGGAACUUUCGCCUCUGGGCCCCCAAAGUAUAAGGACAACCCAUUUUCCUUGGAAUCCUUUGGUUCUCGCUGGGACUCAGAUGCCACCUGGGGUAUGGACAGGGUGGAAGAGAAGGAGCCAGAAGUGACCAUCUCAAGCAUCAGGCCUAUUUCAGAAAGAGCUACAAACCGGAGGGAGGUGGAGAGCCGGGGCUCAGGCCCAGAGUCCAGUGAAGCCCAGCAGAAGUUUGCAGGUGCCAAAGCCAUCUCGUCGGACAUGUUCUUUGGGCGGGAGGUGGACACUGAGUACGAAGCCAGGUCCCGUCUGCAGCAGCUCUCGGGCAGCAGUGCCAUCAGCUCUGCAGACCUCUUUGGGGACUCGGAUGGAGCUCAUGGAGCAGGAAGUGUGUCUCUGGGGAAUGUGCUCCCUACUGCUGACAUCGCACAGUUUAAGCAGGGGGUCAAGUCUGUGGCUGGCAAGAUGGCUGUGCUGGCUAAUGGGGUGAUGAACUCACUGCAGGAUCGCUAUGGUUCUUACUGACCCCAGCCCUGUGGUUCAAGCCCAUGGCAGUGUCAGCAGCAGGAUCCCUGUGACUGCCAGGCUGGUGACACCUGCCUCGUGGACACUGGAGAAGGUUGGCAACUUCUCUAUGUGGUGUGCCAGUGGGCGGCCUUGGAGGACCAAGGGCAGGACCGCAUCAGUGCUUGCCUCGCCUGGCCUGUGGAUUGUGCCCCUUCUUGUCCCCUCAAGCCCUCCUCCAUGCUGGCAUCCCAGGGCCCUGCCCAAAGCUGCUGCUCAUUUGGCUAUGCUGAGAGGAGGGCAGGCGCCUGACUUGGCUCUGGUCAGCGCUUCUCUUAGGGCAGUGAACCACGCAAGCUUCUGUCAGCUCUCUGGGGUCGUGGGCUUCCUCUGCUCUGUGGUGGGGGAGCCCCCCUGGGGAGGCCCUGGACUUUCCCCACUGUCACUGGUAACCUCUUCUGGGUGCCAGGGAGAACAAGGGAAGGAUGUUGGGGACUAAGGGCUAGAGACUACCCAGCACUUUCGGUUUCCUUUGGGACGACCUGGAGGCCCGAGUGAUCCUCUCCUGCCUCCAUCUGGGAGGCUGCCUGCUGCUGUCUGAGCCCCCACAUCACUGUGGCCACGGCAUCCCUGACUGUACCCAUCCCUCCUUCCUACUCUGAGCUGGGAGUGUAUGCUACACUCACACUGCCAGCCAGAGGUACUGGGAUAGGAUCAGGGACAGGAUGGGGGACAGGGAUAGAGCUCGCUGCAGGCUCAGCUUCCUCCUCUGCAUUCUCUGGGGCUAGGGUCUUGGCCAGCACCCUGGUGGCGAGCACUUGCAAGGCCUACAGCAGGCCUCAUCUCUGGCAGCUGCGCCACACACUGUGUCAUCUUGGUGCCAUCUUCUCUGCCAAUGCAGCAGUCUGGGCCCAGCCCCUACCUGGGGGUGGUGAGUUGGGCCCCAGGGACACAAGACCAUUCGGCCCUCCCCCCGAGGGACAGACUUCUUUCAGGACUGUUUGUAUUGAAACAAAGCGGUGUCAAUAAAGCCCCCACGGGGCCUGUGGUCAGCAA